This is a messenger RNA of Mytilus californianus (California mussel), 1491 nucleotides long. RefSeq lists its product as uncharacterized. Lineage: Eukaryota; Metazoa; Mollusca; Bivalvia; Mytilida; Mytilidae. The record is from RefSeq and is a predicted model, not a curated record. The transcript has 7 exons. The coding region runs from base 73 to 1335 and encodes 420 amino acids.
UAACGUAUUUCAGGGUCUGGUUAUUUACUGUUGAAUGGAAUAUAUACUGUAAACUGCUGUGGUAGAAUAAAAAUGUGGGAGUUUAUUCCUGUAAAUACUGGCGGUUUAACAUUUGUUAUCAUGAGAAAGACGAAUGAUAACAAAUACAAAUGUAUUGGCUCAAACCAAAUACAUAUCCCAGCAACAGACCUUCGAAAAUCAGUCCAGUUCAUUGUGUCUGAAGAUAAACGGAUUGUUAUAAGCCAGGGAGACGUAAUUGGAUGGUUUGAUAGCGGCAGAAACAUUGUUGGAUUCCAAGAUUGUUUCCAAGUCAAUGAAACGUGUCCACUGUCGUUUAGACUUAGCAAUGAUGUCGGUGAAGGAGAUGUCAUUGAUAUUGAAAGUUUAAGCAGAAUGUCAAACAGAAUUUAUACCAUGAAUUAUUCAACAAUUGAAAACAGACCUAUCGCUUUUGGUUUACCAUCUGAACCUGUCACCAUUCCCGAUCACUUAAACGUGGACUCAUUUGUGACCACAAUACCCAUAUCUGAUCCAGACUAUGGAGACUAUAUACAAGAUUUCAAACUAGACUACGACAAUGAAUAUUUUUAUUUUGAUACCACACUAAGAAGUGUUUAUGUUAAGGAAGCUUUACCACACAUAGUAGGACAACAUAAUACAACUCUCAACAUACUUUUGACAUGUGAGGACUCAUGUUUCAAUUCUGCCACUGCAAACAUUACUAUAACAUCAUUCAAUGUUCCCCCUGAAGUGAGUGACUUUACAGAUGAACUGAUGAUAGACCCAAACAAACUUUCAAAUGACUCAAGAUUUCACAUAUUCAGCGUUGAAGACCCCUCAGAUGAUAAUAUAUCUUGUGGUAUGAAAAACGCCUCUUAUUCUACAGACAUAUUUGCUUUAGAGAUGGACGACAAUGAUAUUUAUUUACGUUUCACCAACCAUACAGAAAUUUCAAAUAAUUCAUCAUCAGAAUAUAAACUCGACAUUUUCUGUGAGGACGGAACAGAAGAAACAGUAUUCAAACUGACUGUCAAUGUUCAUUCAAGGAAAAACGAUCAAACAAACAUAGGAACCGAUCCUGAUGUAACACAUAUAGUUAUAAUUGGUAUUUGUGCUUUUAUAAGUGUACUCUUUGUCGUUCUGUUCAUAUUAGCUUUAAUUCUGAAUUGCCGAAGCAAACGUAUGAUGAGAGAAAGUUCAGAGGGAAGAAUUAACACUGACAUGUCUACAAUAGAUAAAACUGUUGAACCGAACCCAGAUGUUGAAAUGGAACAAACUGUAAAUCAACAAAAAGCGAAUGUUUAUGUUGAAAUGUCUGCAGCCGGUAAGCCCUAAAGUGAAAAUGCAUGACCAUAUGGAGACGUGCUAUAGUAGCCCCUGUAAUCCAGCGUGGAGUGAUCCAUUAGUCUUUACGUACUUUUCGCAAGACCUUUAUUAUUAUUACUAAAUUGUUUUAAUUUCAAUAUUUGUAUAAUAAAGUAUUGUACUGCA